CGCGCCUGUGUCAUUGUGCCUGUCGUGUACUUACACGUUGCCAAAUUUCUCGUAUUUACGCUACAAUCUUAUCAGAUUUCUACGUUUCCAGUGCAUUUUGUGGUACAUUUUAAGUAAUUAACAAUGUCUUCCCCUGAUGAAAGUGCUCAACUGAAGGCAGGACACCCUCCUGCAGUCAAGGCUGGUGGCAUGAGAAUCACACAACACAAGACUCCUCACGCCAACCCUAAAGAACCAGCAAAUGAAGACCUGACAGGCCUGUCCGGACCAUCUCCAGUUCCGUCCAACCCAGUGUCCAUCUCCGGGGCACCAAACCGAGGGAACGCUGACUUCACUCCGGUUGCAGCGCAGGUGGCUCACAGUCCAAAGCCUCCCGCUCACAUUAAUGUUGCGCCGAAGCCCAACAUCCAACAACCGAGGAAGUAGAUACAUUGGAAUUCUACAAAUGAGCAUAUCAACAUCUGUCAGUUUACCAUUAGGUGCUCUCUUGAAAUGGCACAAGAUUUUUUUUGGAGUGAAGCACUGGUACAAACAAUAGUUACAUUUUCGUUGUAGCAAAUAGAUCUUGCUGCAAAAUCCAUUAUACAUCAACAAAAUAGUCAUGGUAAGUUACAUAUGAAUAUUAUUUUCCUGGGUAAUUUUUAUCUUUACUGAAGAUGCAAAUUCAACUAUUAAGUGUAUUGAAAAUCUUAGAGCUUAUUAUAAUAUAAAUGAAUAAAGUCAAGGUGAACCCCCCUUUGAACGCCACUCCUGUCCUGUGCGUCAGUUGGCGACCAAUUUGAACACCUAAUGUGAACUGCCUGCCUCACUAGCCUAGUGAUUAGAUUGGUAUAGUUGAACUAUUAAGUAUUGCUUGCUUUGGUAAAUAUAGUACUGAGUUUUUUACACAGUAUUAUUUCACUUAAAGACAAUCCAAGUUUUAUAUCAAACUAUUUGUUUUCACCUAUGCAUUUAAUUUUUAACAAAAUCAAUUUCUAUUGAAUUCAAUUUAGAUAUUAUAUACUAUUUUAUAACAACCUAAUCAAUGCAAGGCUAUUUAUACAUUUGUAUGAAAAACUGUGUGCUCAUUUAGAAAAUAAAAUAUCAAUGUUUGAUAUUAUCUAACUAUAGAUAAUUACAACAUUACAAGUCAACUAUAAUAUAUGUUUCCGUUUACUUGGAUACAUUAUUUUCUAACCUCGGAUACAUAAUGGUAUAAUAAAUAGAUCCAAGUAAAUGGUACCAUAAUUUUUACAAAUAAGAAAUGUGUUUAGAAUAGAAAUAUAAUCAAGACUUACAGUACAUACAAUACAUACAUGUACAUAAAAAUGAUAAGUCAUAAAAAAAGUAAUAAAUGUUUAAAAAAGUGUAACAAAAAAUCAUUUAAUAAUUGUAAUUUUAUGUUUAGUGUCUUUCCAUAAAAAUGGCCUAGUGUGGUAGACCACACUAUGGUUCCUUUUCUGACGAUGACACAUUUUCUUUCUACUUUAUAUUAUUUUUGCUAUUACAUUUAAUGUAUAAACUCAUAAUAUUUUUUUAUUUCAUUAUCGCAGAAAAUAUUCACAGGGUUUGGAUUGUUUUAUUCGUACUUCUAAAUUAUUAUUCGGUUAUUUUAAAUUAAAUUAUGACGUGUUUUAAUAUUUAUAUUUAAGAGUUUAUACUUUUAUAUUAGAUUUUUCGAUGCAGUUACGCACUUCACAUGUUGCAUUUUAUAAACAUUCUUCAAUAUAUUCUUGUUAAUUUAAUUAUUGUUAUUAAAAAGUGGAGGUGCUUGUUUGUUUCUUCGUAUUUGGGACCAUUAUUUUGUCUUUAUUCUUUAUAUUUCUUCCUAGUUAUUAAUAAACUUAACUAUGAAAUAA
Molecule: messenger RNA, 1838 nt
Organism: Cydia splendana
Lineage: Eukaryota; Metazoa; Arthropoda; Insecta; Lepidoptera; Tortricidae
Gene: Drp
Product: death-associated protein 1
Exons: 2
Coding region: 124-426 (100 amino acids)
Biological process (GO): apoptotic signaling pathway; cellular response to amino acid starvation; negative regulation of autophagy
Molecular function (GO): death domain binding
Source: RefSeq, a predicted model, not a curated record